UAGGAUAUUGACAUACACCGGUGACCGUGCUGAUGCCGCUGCCAGAGCAGGGAAUUGGUGCUGCCAGCGGGGCCUUCUAUCAAUCAAAGUUCGAAUUUGAUGUAGAAGAUGUGGUAAACGAUAGGAUAUUGACAUACACCGGUGACCGUGCUGAUGCCGCUGCCACAUCUAUGUAUGCUUCUUCGGUCUUCGCCAUACGAGAUGUAUUUAAUAGCACGGCGACCCACCCUCCUUUAUACUUGCGACUCGAACACACAUUCUUCUCAAUCUAUUGAACUCAAAGAGAUUAUCCCAAAUCUUUAUUUUUGAAGUCUAGCGACACAUAUUCCAGCAGCACCAUGAAGUGGGCUUUGGUAAUCGUACACAACAGCGCCGGCGCCAAGCUGUGGUUCAGCGAUGGCGAGCCCAUUGGGGCAGUCCGAGGCGGGUCUGAAUCGAGUCACAGGCUAAUCAUCGAUAAACAAGGAUUUAUCGAUAUCACUUUACCCUACUCAUCACUUCCGUCUUUCAUCGACCUGAACAACACAGCCACCAUGUGCCCAGAGGGCCUAGUGAACAUCAACCUCACACUCCCCGGGGAUGGUUCUUUCUCGUUCUUCAUCACUCCAUCUAUUCCCGUUCACUUUACGGGGACGUUAAAGCCACUACCGGAGGUGUCGGAUGAUGAUGCAUCAUUUCUCAACGAGAUGAUCGACUCGUGCUACGUGCCAUACCAAGACAUACAAGGCGCGCCAGGCAAGGACGUAGCAGAGAUUAAAGCCUUAGGGCUACGUCAUUUUCCAUUCUCGCCGCACAGCUUUCAGAUGGCAAUGGCAGUGUAUGACUGGACGACUGCAUCGUUUGCGCGCAUGGUCCUGAUGAAAAUAUUUGAGUACACUAGCAUCCCAUCGAUACCGUAUCCUCUUGACUCUCCAAGUGUCGCAACCGCGAUCUGGGAGUCAAACUGGGGCUCGUACGUUCCGAGCAACAAGUUCUACAUGAAUUCUUUUAUGAUGAAGCCCGCGUCCACAUUGCAAGACGUUCAGGAUCAGCUUCACGACGUUGAGGCUCGCCUGCAGAGGUUCAGUACCGUUCAAAAUAGGUUACUCGGUGCUGCUUUUGCAGCGAUGCCCCGCACAUCUAUCUUUCAUGCGCCUCAAUUAUUCAGCGGGCAGCUUGACAUGUCCCAGCUCAACCUCGAUCAAUUCGGCAUCGAAAUGCUAGAGUGCCCCCUCAAUGCCGGGCCGACUAGCCAGUCGCUUACCGUGUCUUUUACGGCAGCAAUGGCAACUUUCGUCAAGGUGGGCAGCAUCAUCACAACCAAGAUGGUCUGGAGCUUCGCGGAUUCGAUCGACAUCGCAAAGCAUUACCAAAAUGGCCUUAUAUUGGUUGUCAACCCUCCCGACAACGACUCGUGGGUCUGGGAUGGGGCAAGUUAUAUCACACCGCUCUCGGAUGAUCCUGAGAAGAAUGAGUACACAUUCGCUCCGGGGACGUCAUUCAUUGUAGAGUCACUAGAUGUACGGGACAUUGAUGAGGAUGAGAGGAACAAGUCCGUUCAGUUUCUGACUCUGAAGCUGCAUGUUCCUGGUUCCGUUCGCGAUAGUCGAACCCCAAGCCGACCUCCACUCAAUAACAUACCCGCGCGCCGUUCCAGCGGCCCCAAGUCCAAUCACCACCUCACAAAUAAGACGGGUGGAAGACGAUGCCACUGUGUUGAUGAUGCUGAAAGGAAUUAGCGGGAGAGGCGGUACAAUCAUUAUGAAAGUUCAGUAUAGGUCGGACGCGUGCUUGCGGUUUGAGGCUUCGAUGUACCAGUCUGAUGA
Molecule: messenger RNA, 1805 nt
Organism: Suillus bovinus
Lineage: Eukaryota; Fungi; Basidiomycota; Agaricomycetes; Boletales; Suillaceae
Exons: 3
Coding region: 339-1718 (459 amino acids)
Source: RefSeq, a predicted model, not a curated record